Athene cunicularia (burrowing owl) is the source of this 3000-nucleotide messenger RNA. RefSeq names its product vitrin (gene VIT). Gene Ontology annotation, biological process: extracellular matrix organization; positive regulation of cell-substrate adhesion. NCBI's taxonomy places the organism in Eukaryota, Metazoa, Chordata, Aves, Strigiformes, Strigidae. Gene Ontology annotation, cellular component: interstitial matrix. The coding region runs from base 259 to 2487 and encodes 742 amino acids. The record is from RefSeq and is a predicted model, not a curated record. The transcript has 19 exons.
AGAGAGAGUAAUGUGCCUUUCACAGAGCUAGGAGCUUGAUGGGAAUGUUUGAUUAGCUCCUCUCUGAAAGAGAAAAGGUGUCCAGGCCUCCCUCCGCUGCCUGCCUCUCCUUCUGUAGAAUAAUGUUGGCUGGAGUUUGGGGUACAGAAAAGCUUGGAAAAAAUAGCACUUUCAUACUGUGUGGAGAAAAGGAAUAAAAAGUUGCACACCUCAAGCAAGUGCUCCUUACUGACGUAAACAGAUUUUGCUUUACUCACCAUGAAGGCCACAGUCAUUGCAACCUUCUUUGGUGUGUUUCAUAUAUGUACAUAUGCAGCUAAGGAAGCCCCAAAGAAGACAAAAAAGGCUAAGCUAUAUGUACCCCAGAUCGACUGCGAUGUCAAGGCGGGGAAGAUAAUCAAUCCAGAAUUCAUUGCAAAAUGCCCUCCUGGAUGUCAAGAUGUAAAAUACCGUGUUUAUGGCACAGACAUUUAUGCUUCCUUUUCCAGUGUGUGCAAUGCUGCAAUUCACAGUGGUAUAAUCGACAAUGCAGGUGGGAAGAUCCUCGUCCAGAAAGUUGCUGGCCACUCCGGUUACCGUGGGAGCUUCUCCAACGGGGUCCGGUCCCUAUCGCUGCCACGCUGGAGGGAGUCCUUCCUCGUGUCAGAGGGAAAGCCAAGAAAAGGUGUGACAUAUCCAUCAACUCUUGAAUAUUCUUCUUCAAAAAGCACAACUGUUAAAUCAGAGCCUAAAAAGCCAGAGCAAGACCUAAAAGAUACAAAGAGUGCAGAUACCGCUAAUGCAGCAGAAAAAGCAUCAGAACAAGGGAACGCAGUCCGCAAAGAGCAUCAGACACCUCCGGUGCCGACACCAGCCACACAAAUGGCCACCACAACCCCAACACCAACGACCACAACGACGGAUCCUUCCACCACACCAAAGCCAACCACAACACCUGCAACAACCAGAACCACAACAGUUGCCGCUGCAGCCAAGACUAGACCUGGAAUGCAUAGGGUCAGAGAUAUAGGUUCUAGCAGUGUCCACCCAGCAUACGCAUCUGUGAUAGCUGCAGCAUCAAGACAGAUUCAGGCUGCACAAGGAAGAGGACAGAAUACAGCAUUUAGGGGCACUUCCACCUCUGCAAGUAACAGGAAUAUUUUACGACCUCAUACAGGUAUUCAGCGCCAAGAGCCUGUUGCUGCCGGUUCUCCAGCCCACUUGGCAAUGGAAACAGACUUGUGGAAACCUGGACUGAGCCUUUUUGACACAGGUUUCAGUUCAAAGAAAGAAUUGAAUCCGAAGCCGCUGGAGUCCAUCUCGCAAGGGAAUCCAAAUUGCAAGGUUGAUUUGUCCUUCUUGAUGGAUGGGAGCUGGAGCAUCGGUAAACGCCGCUUUCAGCUCCAGAAGCAGUUCCUCGGUAAUGUGGCUCAAGCCCUUGGCAUCGGCAGUGCUGGUCCCCUGAUGGGCAUCGUUCAGUACGGCGAUGACCAUUCCACAGAAUUUAACUUAAAAACUUAUGCCAACUCCAAGGACCUAAGAAAUGCCAUAGAGAAAAUCACGCAGAAAGGUGGACUUUCCAAUGUUGGGAAGGCACUUUCAUUUGUUAACAAAAACUUCUUUUUGGAUGCUAACGGAAACCGAGGUGGAGCACCCAAUGUGGUUGUAGUGAUGGUGGAUGGGUGGCCAACUGACCGAGUAGAGGAGGCAUCCAGGCUGGCCAGAGAAUCAGGGAUCAACAUUUUCUUUGUCACUAUUGAAGCAGCUGCUGAAAGUGAGAAGCAGAACGUUAUCGAACCAAACUUUGUGGACAAGGCAGUAUGCAGGACAAACGGCUUCUAUUCCAUCAAUGUACCGAGCUGGUUCAGCCUACACAAGGUGGUCCAGCCCUUGGUGAAGCGGGUCUGCGACACCGAUCAACUGGUUUGCAGCAAGACGUGCCUCAAUUCAGCUGACAUUGGGUUUGUAAUCGAUGGCUCCAGCAGUGUCGGCACCAGCAACUUCCGCACAGUCCUCCAGUUUGUAGCCAACAUCAGCAAGGAGUUUGAGAUUUCAGACACCGACACCCGCAUUGGAGCUGUUCAGUACACCUAUGAGCAAAGGCUCGAGUUCAACUUUGACAAGUACAGCACGAAGCAGGACGUGCUGAGUGCUAUUAAAAGGAUCAGUUACUGGAGCGGUGGGACCAGCACGGGAGCAGCCAUCAGCUACGCCUCAGAGCAGCUGUUCAGCAAAUCCAAACCCAACAAAAGAAAGAUCAUGAUUCUCAUUACAGAUGGCAGGUCUUACGAUGAUGUUAGAGUGCCAGCCAUGGCAGCUCACCAAAAUGGUGUUAUAGCUUACUCCAUUGGAGUUGCUUGGGCAGCCCAAGAUGAACUGGAAGCCAUCGCAACAGACCCCGAUAAGGAACAUUCCUUCUUCGUGGAUGAAUUUGACCACCUCUACCGCUUUGUUAAUCAGCUCAUCCAAAACAUUUGCACAGAAUUUAAUUCCCAGCCACGGAACUGAUGGACUCGAGCAAGGCAGGACCCUCGGGCACCAUGCUGAAGGCACACCAAGUACAUCAAGAGUAAUGUCAGUCCUCAGUUCAAGAAAUACUGGAGGUGUUUUUCUCUGGCACUUUCCAGUCAGCAAGGUUGAUUGCAGCUCUGUCGCUAUGCAUGAUAACGCUCUGUGUAGACUGUUGAUUUUUUUUUUUUUUCUUCCUUGCAGGCUUCAGAAACUCUGAUUUGGAUGGAUAGAGAAACAGGCAGUAAACACAGAGAAAAUAACUGCAGCUCUCUGAAAAGCUGCUUUCAGUAGAGAGCUCCAGCUUGUCUGAUUCCCACCUUUGGGCAAACAUAAGCUCCUUAAAAUGUAUCCCAUUCUUCCUGAAGUGGACAGGUCCCUUCAGGGAGAAGCCACGAUGCUCAGCUGCUGUGGCAGCAGAAGCACCUCUAUGUGGCACUGGCACUGCCCAAGAGACGACACCCAGGUCAGGGCUGAAAUAGCAGACACUUUUUUUUUUUUUUUUUUUUUUUU